Tripterygium wilfordii is the source of this 1177-nucleotide messenger RNA. RefSeq names its product protein DMR6-LIKE OXYGENASE 2-like. Lineage: Eukaryota; Viridiplantae; Streptophyta; Magnoliopsida; Celastrales; Celastraceae. The transcript is spliced from 4 exons. Bases 44 to 1081 code for a protein of 345 amino acids. The record is from RefSeq and is a predicted model, not a curated record.
CUCCUCAAAUUAGGGUUAAGAAAGAUUCGUGUGUGUCGUUGCAAUGGCUACUUCAACGUCUCUACUGUCUGGUAUUGCUUCUAGUACAAGGCAUGUCCCCUCAAAUUACAUCCGACCCCCAAGUGAUCGUCCAAAGCUUGAUGAAGUUGUGUCAUUGGAUGAAUCUAUUCCUCUCAUUGAUCUCCAAGACCUAAACGGCCCUAACCGCUCCAAAAUCAUUGAGGAGAUUGGCCAAGCUUGCCAGAAUUAUGGGUUUUUCCAGGUCAAGAACCAUGGAAUUUCUGAUGUGGAGAUAGAUAACAUGUUGAAGAUGGGAAGUGAGUUCUUCCAUUUGCCAGAAAGUGAGAAGAUGAAGAUGUACUCUGAAGAUAUGUUCAAGAAAAACAGACUCUCUACCAGUUUUAAUGUAAAAACUGAAGAGGUGUCCAGUUGGAGAGACUAUUUAAGGCUUCACUGCUACCCUCUUGAGGACUACAUCCAGGAAUGGCCAAACAACCCUCCCUCAUUCAAGGAAGAGGUUGGUGAGUAUUGCAGGAGUGCAAGAGGACUGGCACUGAAACUGCUGGAAGCAAUAUCUGAAAGUCUGGGUCUGGAGAAGGAUUAUAUCAAUAAUUCUUUGGGAAAGCAUGGACAACACAUGGCUAUCAACUACUAUCCACCAUGUCCACAACCAGAACUGACUUAUGGACUGCCUGGUCAUGCAGAUCCAAACGUGAUCACCAUCCUCCUUCAAGAUGAUGUCGGUGGAUUGCAGGUUCUGAAGGAUGGCAAAUGGGUUGCUGUAAAUCCCAUUCCUUAUACCUUCAUUGUCAACAUUGGUGAUCAAAUCCAGGCACUUAGCAAUGGUCAUUACAAGAGUGUGCUCCAUCGAGCAGUGGUGAAUUGCAGCAAGGAAAGGAUCUCUAUCCCAACAUUCCAUUGCCCGUCGCCAGACGCUGUGAUCGCACCAGCUGCGCCGUUGAUUGAUGAUGAUCACCCCGUUCUUUAUAAGAAGUUUACUUAUGCUGAAUAUUAUGCCAAGUUCUGGAACCGCGGCCUUAAUACUGAAACUUGUUUGGACGCAUUCAAGGUUGAAACUUGAAACUGUCCUAUCCCAAUUCCCAGCUGAACCUUUAUUCUCUCUAUGUUUUGUUUAUGAAGCUUGCCCUAAUAAUGAUGUACUUCUUCUGCGUCUAAA